This is a messenger RNA of Solanum stenotomum, 578 nucleotides long. RefSeq lists its product as uncharacterized. The transcript is spliced from 3 exons. The annotation marks the transcript as partial. NCBI's taxonomy places the organism in Eukaryota, Viridiplantae, Streptophyta, Magnoliopsida, Solanales, Solanaceae. The record is from RefSeq and is a predicted model, not a curated record.
AUUCGAUUAACCCCAGGAAGGACUUGUGGUCAAAGGAGAUGUCUGAAAUUCGUUCAAUAUUACAGGGGUUGGUUGGAAAAAUUGCAACUGUUACGCCCCAAAACAAAUAUGCAUCCAUAAAUUUUGGACGAUUCUGUGGUGAUAAUCCAGAGGCAUGGAUUUUCCAAGCUGAACACUACUUUGAAUUCUAUGAAAUCACAGAAAAGUAUAAAUUAUCUCUCGCGUCAUUGUAUCUCGAUGGGGAAGCAUUGGAGUGGUAUCAAUGGCUUUUUUGGAACAAACAAUUAGCAGAUUGGAAACACUUUACAGUGAAGGUAAUGAUUCGAUUUCGUAAACAACAUCUCGAAUCACAAAGAUGUCACUUGCUCAAUAAUCAGGUAACCUCCAACGAUAUAAUCAACUUACCUUUUUCGCAAUCCUGUGACGAGCAAUCUGAAGGCAACAACAAAACCAAUGCGCCCAAGGUGUUUGAUGACUUGUCUGAAAGACCCACAAAUGCAAAUUUCAUUGAUAUAUCAUGUAAGCUUAGUCAACUUGAAGUUAAGGAUCCCCACAAUGUGUGUAAGUUGACAAUAUGA